Messenger RNA from Elephantulus edwardii (Cape elephant shrew), 3205 nucleotides. It is a transcript of the gene RNF43, whose product is annotated as ring finger protein 43. NCBI's taxonomy places the organism in Eukaryota, Metazoa, Chordata, Mammalia, Macroscelidea, Macroscelididae. Gene Ontology annotation, biological process: ubiquitin-dependent protein catabolic process; Wnt receptor catabolic process. Gene Ontology annotation, molecular function: ubiquitin protein ligase activity; frizzled binding. The transcript is spliced from 10 exons. The record is from RefSeq and is a predicted model, not a curated record. The coding region runs from base 728 to 3055 and encodes 775 amino acids.
AUAUGCUGUUCGGGGACAGAACUGUUAGACGAGUUCAGAAAUUAUUUUUGGAACCUCUCCUAAGUGUUUGUUGUUUUGGGGUUUUUUUUAAGAGUUCUUGGGGGACACUAGCUCUCACCCCGGAGUAAAUUUCUGCCUUUGACCUGCAUGGAUUAUUUUUUCAGGCUGCGGAAUUUCUCGGCACCUACCUGCAGUGCGGGGCACUUGGUUUGAUUGCAGAGUAAGAAGGUGGAAGAAUGAACUGUACUGGGUUAAGCAGUUGAAACCAUUUUUGAGCACGAUCUCUAAAAGCAUAACUGAAUUUGUUUCACCCCCGUGGAUUCCAGUGGGCCCGACAGCGCAACAGGGGCUCAGCAACUUGAUACAUAUGGAAAACCAACACCAAGUGAUCUGACAUAAAAAAUCAUGAUGUGACAUUCAAUCUCAACCAAAGUUGGAAAAUUCCAAAGAAAAAUUGUGUUGUCUUUACUUCUAAGGGUAAAGAUGGGAGAAAACAAUAUACCUGCUGCAGAAGUGGGCUGAAAACACUCUCUUGUCUGCUCCAUCAGGAAUGCCACCUGUUUUGGGGAAUAUACUUUAGAAAAAAGGGCCAAAACUACGACUUGGAGUUCUGAAACUGAAGCGUAAAUAUUCUUCAGCCCCAUUUGUCUGGAUCCGGGAGCCUGUGUUUGGUAUGAGCUAGUGGAAGCAGUAUGUAUGGCCGAAGUGCAUUGCUGCAGCUGGUAGCAUGAGUGGUGGCCACCAGCUGCAGCUGGCUGCCCUCUGGCCCUGGCUGCUGAUGGCUACCGUGCAGGCAGGCUUUGGACGCACAGGACUGGUACUGGCCGCAGCGGUGGAGUCUGAAAGAUCAGCAGAGCAGAAAGCUAUUAUUAGAGUGAUCCCCUUGAAAAUGGACCCCACGGGAAAAAUGAACCUCACUUUGGAGGGUGUGUUUGCUGGUGUUGCCGAAAUAACUCCAGCAGAAGGAAAAUUAAUGCAGUCCCACCCCCUGUACCUGUGCAAUGCCAGUGAUGACGACAAUCUGGAGCCUGGAUUCAUCAGCAUUGUCAAGCUGGAAAGUCCCAGACGGGCCCCCCGUCCCUGCCUGUCACUGGCUAGCAAGGCACGGAUGGCCGGUGAGCGAGGAGCCAGUGCUGUCCUCUUUGACAUCACAGAGGACCGAGCUGCUGCUGAACAGCUGCAGCAGCCCCUGGGGCUGACUUGGCCUGUGGUGUUGAUCUGGGGCAAGGACGCUGAGAAACUGAUGGAGUUUGUGUACAAGAACCGAAAGGCCCAUGUGAGGAUCGAGCUGAAGGAGCCCCCCGCCUGGCCAGACUAUGAUGUGUGGAUACUCCUCACCGUGGUGGGCACCAUCUUCGUGAUCAUCCUGGCCUCAGUGCUGCGCAUCCGGUGCCGCCCGCGACAAAGCAGGCCGGAGCCUCUUCAGCAGCGAACAGCCUGGGCUAUCAGUCAGCUGGCCACCAGGCAGUACAAGGCCAGUUGCAAAAGAGCCCGGGCUGAGUGGCCAGAUUCAGGCAGCAGCUGCAGCUCAGCCCCCAUGUGUGCCAUCUGCCUGGAGGAGUUCUCGGAGGGGCAGGAGCUACGGGUCAUUUCCUGUCUCCAUGAGUUCCACCGCACCUGUGUGGACCCCUGGCUACAUCAGCACCGGACGUGCCCUCUCUGCAUGUUCAACAUCGUAGAGGGUGAUUCCUUUUCCCAGUCCUUGGGAUCCUCCCGACCUUACCAGGAACCAGGCCGGAGACUCCACCUCAUUCGCCAGCAUCCUGGACAUGCCCACUAUCACUUCCCUGCUGCCUACCUGCUAAGCCCUUCUCAGAAUUCAGUGACUCGGUCCCCACGACCUGGUCCCUUCCUACCAUCGCAAGAGCGACACCACCGCCUCCCCAGAGCGGCACAUGCCCGGCCUCCCAGUGAGCAGCAGCGCCUGGCAGGGGCCCAGCUCCCUUACAUGCAGGGCUUGGGGCUGAAACGGCUCAGAUGUGCCUCACAGCACCCGGCCACUUGCCCGGUGCCCCCACGCCGGGCCAGGGCUCACGACAGCAGCGGCUCUGGGGAAAGCUACAGCACAGAACGCAGUGGCUAUCUGGCAGAUGGGCCAGCCAGUGACUCCAGUUCAGGGCCCUGUCAUGGCUCCUCCAGUGACUCAGUGGUCAACUGCACAGACAUCAGCCUGCAGGGCAUCCACGGCAGCAGCUCCACCUUCCGCAGCUCCCUGAGCAGUGACUUUGACCCCUUGGUCUACUGCAGCCCUGAAGGGGAGCCCCGGAGGGAGGAGACACAUAUUAACAUGACCUCUCGUCCUCGGUCCCUGGACUCAGUGGUGCCCGCAGGGGAAACCCAGGUCUCCAGUCACAUCCACUACCACCGCCACCGGCACCACCACUACAAGAAGCGGUUCCAGUGGCAUGGCAGGAAGUCUGUCCCAGAAACUGCUGCCCCCCAGUCCAGGACGGGUGUUGCUCAGACACAGCUCCAGCCAGAGCCUGAUGAGCAGGCCACCAGCUCCAACUCAUCUGCUCCUGCAGGCCAGCUCCCCAGCGCACAGCGGCCUAAGGCCAUCACAGAGCCCGCACCUGGCCCAGCUGAAGCUUCUAGCUCCAACCCCAUUCCCAGUAGCCUUUUCAACUUGCAUAAAUCCAGCCUGCCUGCCCGACAUCCACAGAGGAAACGGCGGGGGGUCCCCUCAGAGCUCACCCCAGUCUCUCGGCCCCAGGACUUGACUGGGCACCCAGCUUGUCCUGUGUUUCCCCACUUUGGCCCUGGCCUGGCGUACCCUUGGUCUCCCGAGGCCCAUUCACUGAUCUUUGGACCUUCAGGCCUGGACAGGAGGCUUCUACCAGAAACCUCAGGCCACUGUUACUCAAGUUCACAGCCAGUAUGGUUCUGUCUGACGCCACAGCAGCCCCUGGGGCCACAGUCAACUGAGGAGGGGCCUUCUGAGUGGAGUUUUGGUACCACGGAGAGCAGGUCAUGUCCUUAUCCACACUGCCAGGUGCUGCCAGCUCAGCCUGGCUCAGAGGAGGAGCUUGAGGAGCUGUGCGAACAGGCCGUGUGAGAUGUUCCAAUUUGGCGCCAAUCAAAACUUUGUUCCAGGCGACUCAGGGCCCAACCAGGAAUCUUGCUCUUGGAGAAGAAAGGACCUCACCAAACACCCCUCAUUAUGUCAUACUUCCUGGAACCAGUGGAAGAGCAGUGGUUAUGGUGG